ACAUAGUGUAUAUGUUACAUAGUGUAGUUACAUAAUAUGGUUACUUAGGUGCACAAUAACGUCCCAGUAAAAAAUAAUAUAUCAUUGCAAGCGUACUGCCUGCUUCAUUAAUUCUGAAAUAUUCCGGUAAUAAUUGUAUGAAGACAUGAAAUCAAAUAAAUAUCCAUCACGGGUCUUCCUGUUGCAUCUAAUAUUGCUUGGAUGCACGGCAGGAAGUCAAGUUACUACCCUCUUUUCUAAGGUACGUGGCAAUGUCGUAGAGUACCAGUGCCGCCUGGCGACCAGGGUGCCUGCCUCGACCACGUUCUUGGGUCUACAUAGCGCCUGCAGCCUUAUGUGCCAGCAGACUGAAGACUGUCGCUUUUUCUGCACACUUGAAAGCACGGGUGCCUGCGCUCUGUUCAAGGCUUUCGUGGCGGUGAGGUGGCAGGGACAUCCUACGUCUGGGACCAGCACGACUUACGACGCUUGUUACACAUCAUGGGGAGACCCUCGUGACAUCGUGAAGACAAACUCGCCCUUCACUUUCUCGUCUAAUUCAUUAGCUUUUCCCCAGAGGUAUGCUACAGAUGGAUAUGCUUGCUUAGUUCCGUAUAGUAUCUUCGCAACGAAUCUAGAAACAAACAGCUAUUCACAGAUUGACCUGGAACAGAUAUCUCGGGUGCAGGCAGUUAUCGUGGCCACAUCUGAAAUAACAUACAUCAAAGACAUGGACGUGUUACUCAGCAACACAAGUGACUUCACACUUGGACAGAAAAUCGGCCGAGUUAAUGGCUAUACGCCGUAUUGGUCGACGUAUACCAUCAACACCAACACCAGCGUGGCAGGACGAUACAUUACGUUCUAUACGGCGCAAUAUUCCAUCCAUGGCUACGCCGACAUCCAAGUUAUUCCACUGCUUUGAGCGCAUCUUGUUAGGUCCAUAAUUAGGAGUAUCAGAUGAACCCGAAAAGUUGAGUCGCACCAGCGAAGGUAUCAUUUAAACCAUCAACUUUGGGUUCCGCAGGUUUUUUUUUUUUU
Messenger RNA from Hyalella azteca, 1020 nucleotides. RefSeq lists its product as uncharacterized. The transcript is spliced from 3 exons. The coding region runs from base 146 to 904 and encodes 252 amino acids. NCBI's taxonomy places the organism in Eukaryota, Metazoa, Arthropoda, Malacostraca, Amphipoda, Hyalellidae. The record is from RefSeq and is a predicted model, not a curated record.